ACCAAGCAACCGUCCUCCGCCGCCGACGCUGGCCAUGGGCCACGGCGGAGCAAUGGCACGCCCGAGCGGCGAGCGGGAGACGAAAUCUGCAAGCAGGAGCAGGAGAGGGCCGCACUAGCUGUACGGGGAAAAGCUAAGGUCAGUGAAGUUUGGUACAUUACUACAGUGAUUAGGGUUAAUCUGCGCUUCACCACGCGGGAAUGUCGCCCACUGGUCAGCGUAUCUUCUUGCAGUGUCCGACCCCGCUGAACUCCACUCGUCUCCCCUCACAACAACCGCGUGUCCGAUCCGAUCCCACCUCAUGGAGAAAGCCGCACUUGCUGCCACCGGCGAGACGCAGGACUCACCUCAGCACAGGCUUGAUGCAGCAAGACAUGGCCGUGCUGAAGUGAUUCCUGAAAGACUUGCGGUGAUCACAGGCGGAAACAAAGGAGUUGGCCUGGAAGUAUGCCGCCAGCUUGCUUGUCAGGGUGUCACGGUUAUCCUUACAGCGAGGGAUGAGAAACGAGAAAAAGAUGCUGCUGAGUUCCUUCGCUCUGAAUCCAAACUCCCCAACAUAAUCUUCCAUCAGCUUGAUGUCAGAGAUGAUAAUAGUGUUACCUCAUUGGCCCAGUAUAUCGAAAGCACAUACGGGAAGCUUGAUAUCUUGGUGAACAAUGCAGCCGUUUCAGGAAUUGUAGCAUAUGAGGAAGGCCUGAAAGCUCUCAACAUGGAUGCAGAGACAUGGACAUCUGGCAGGGCCGCUAAACUUCUCAAAGAGGUAUUCCAGAAUACCUAUGAUGAGUCAUUCAACUGUCUCAAUACCAAUUACUAUGGAUGCAAACGGGUAACAGAGGCUCUUCUCCCACUUUUGAAGCUAUCUACAUCAGGUGCAAGGAUUGUUAAUGCCUCCUCCCUUGUGUCAGAGCUGAAGAGAAUGCCAAAUGAGAAGCUUCGAAAUGAUUUGAGCAACAUCAGCAUCUGGGACGAGGACCGAAUAGAAGCAGUGCUGAACACAUUCUUGGAGGACCUGAAGAAUGGGCGGCUUGAAGAGGCCGGAUGGCUCAUGAUGCUACCAACCUACACUGUAUUGAAAAUGUUCAUCAAUCUGUACACUAGGAUCAUGGCAAGAAGGUAUCCGAAGAUGCGCAUCAAUUGUGUGCGACCUGGCUUCGUCAAGACUGACAUCAGCUGGGGUUUUCACACCUGAACAAGGUGCAAGAGCGCCAGUCAUGCUAGCUCUGCUCCCUGACGAUGGACCAACUGGGUGCUAUUUUGAUCAGACAGAAAUGGUGAACGUUGGUGAUCAACGGAUGGAUGGCCCAUUGUUUCCCAGUUUGUGUGAUGUUCUUUUUUGAAAAUAAAUAAAAGCAGGAGCAUUGCUAUAUUAUUUAAGAAAGGGCGAGUCAAGUCUUACAAUAGUUUGAUCAGUUGAUUGCAUAGGAAACUGAUAACAACAUCUUCAGAUCCGAUUGUGGCAUCAUGAUCAAAUAAACACAAAAUUGCGGGUAUGUUAUGAUUCGUUGGAGCAGUCUAUGUUGUUUGCUCUUGGUCUU
Molecule: messenger RNA, 1535 nt
Organism: Panicum hallii
Lineage: Eukaryota; Viridiplantae; Streptophyta; Magnoliopsida; Poales; Poaceae
Product: (+)-neomenthol dehydrogenase-like
Exons: 6
Coding region: 302-1189 (295 amino acids)
Cellular component (GO): membrane
Source: RefSeq, a predicted model, not a curated record